Molecule: messenger RNA, 3008 nt
Organism: Lucilia sericata (common green bottle fly)
Lineage: Eukaryota; Metazoa; Arthropoda; Insecta; Diptera; Calliphoridae
Exons: 2
Coding region: 111-2828 (905 amino acids)
Biological process (GO): cell surface receptor signaling pathway; adenylate cyclase-activating G protein-coupled receptor signaling pathway
Cellular component (GO): membrane
Molecular function (GO): G protein-coupled receptor activity
Source: RefSeq, a predicted model, not a curated record
ACGUGUCACGUUGAAGACGAAAAUACCACAAAAUAAAUAAUACGCGGAAAAUGUGUAUUUAAAUUUAAAAUAAAAUACAACGAAAGUGUCGAUACAGAAUAAAUAAAAACAUGAAUUUGUUGCAAUUUCUAGCAAUACUAUACUUAAUACUAAGUAAAAUAAAUUGCACUAUACUACAGCAAACAAAUCACACAAAAUUAAAAUUAGCUAAAAGUUCUAAUAGUGAAAACAACGAAAGAGAAGAAAUACAUUUUAAUAAUAUAUCGCAUGAAAACAGUGAUGAAUUGGAGAGAUAUCUAUUAAAUUAUUGUAAAGAUGAGGAAUAUUUGCAUAAAUUUAUAAGUCAUGACAAUAAGACCCAAAUGAUAUGGGUCACUUGGAAUCGUACGAAAGCUGGUGAAAGGGCCGUCUUACCAAAUAUCUGUUCAGUUAAAAAUGGUUUACCAUUACGACGUCGUUGUUACCCUGAUUUGGUUGGUCCCAAAUGGCAAAAUUAUGAUAAUAAGACAGUGUUAAUUGAUUGUCGCAUCAGUAUGUUUUGUCAAGCCGAGUCCUUUCAACAUUAUAUUAUAGAAAAUAAUGGUGAACUGACGUUACAUCAAAAUUCUUGGAAACGAGCUAAAAUAGGAGAAUAUUCCACACUACGUGAUUUAUGUCUACAGCCAAAUGGUCUUCAUUUAACACGAAAAUGUAUUUAUGACUAUAAACUGCAAAGAGCUAAAUGGACUUCUAUAGAACAUUUAAACGAUUUUAAAUGUUUGCAGCAUACACGACAAGAGCUCAUAACCGAAGAACUAAAUAGUUUGCAUGGAAAUAUGACUACAUCAAAUUUUUUAGUACGAGAUAUGAAUACACGUCGCCACACUGCCACAAUCCUACUAAAUCUGUUGGAAAAACCUAAAGUCAAACUGCUGCCUGCAGAUGUACAAUUGACCUCAGAAAUAUUAAAAAAUAUUGUAACUGAUAACCAAGAUCUAGAAAUAUCUAGAGAUAUUUUGAAAAUAACUCAUAAUCUUAUGGCUACUGAUCCGGUAGUUUUAAGAAUGUCGGCCGAAGUAAAUGCUACCAAUUGUCUUCUAGAAACAUUUGAGAAUUAUAUGGAUGCUUUAACCGAAAGACUUGUAUCUGAUAGUCAAUGUCAAAUAACAUUACCAGCCGAUAGCCUGCCUAUAACUAACAACAAUGACACAUCCGUUGAAAUUUUAAAUUUAUCAAAUAUGGGUGUUUAUGGUCAUAUUACACGUAAUAUUAGUGUAUUUUUUGUGAAUCCCAAUUGUGCGCAUAUAUCGGGUAUUGCCAUAUAUGACUCUUAUCAAUUAAAUAAUCAGUUUGAACAACCACAGUUGCAGAAUCAAAUAUAUUAUGAUUCACUUAAUGAUUUUCAUUAUCGAUUUAUUUUUAUGAAUGAAUCAAUUAAUGACCUACUGCAAGAAACCAAUUUAGAAUUGGCUUCAUUUAUUCCUAUGGACAUGUGGUAUACUUUGCAGCAGAAGUUUUAUUCAUCAUUAUCAAAUACACGUGUUGUGGUUUUUAAAAUUUAUGCUCAUGAUGGUUUGUUUGUCGAACAGAAUUUAUUACGUUCACGAAAACCUUUUAGUAAAAUUUUAUCCAUAUCUAUACCCGGUUUUACAGAUGAACUUCCCGGACCAUUACCAUUUAUUUUACGUCAUAAAAGUCUAACGAAUAAUAUGAAAUCAUCCCUAAAUACCGGCUGUGGUUAUUGGAAUUAUAGUACCUGGACUAGCAAUGGUGUAUAUACUAACUCUUCGCAAUAUACUACAGCAUCGAGUAAUUUAAUACUAUGUUCCACCAAUCAUUUAACCCAAUUUUCUUAUUUAUUGGGUGGUGGUUUUCGACAAAAUGAUCUCACAGAUGAAAUUCUAGUAACAGCGGUACAUCAGGAGGCUUUAGAUAUUAUUUCAAUUAUAGGCUGUACCUUAUCACUGUUGGGCUUGGUGGGAAUUUGGAUUACAGCUUUGUUAUUUAAAAGUUGGCGUUCGCAGGCCUCCAAUAAAGUAUUACUCAAUAUGUGUGUGGCUCUUACCCUGCAAAUGGUAUUGUUUUUAUUUGUUAAUACCGAUGAUGUGGCUGAGGCUUUAGUGGAAAAACAUAGUUAUACUAAAUGUAUAGUAUUGGGUGCUCUGCUGCAGUAUUCGAUAUUAGUGCUAUUCACUUGGAUGUUAAUUGUAGCAUUUUUGCAAUUUCAACGUUAUGUUACGGUGAUUGGCAUACAGCGACCUAAGCAUUAUAUUAUAAAAUCGGCUAUAAUAGCUUGGGGUUUACCCUUAGUACCUACUCUAUUGGUGGCUUUAUUGGAUUCCAAGUCAUAUAUACCUAGCAAUUAUCAGCUGGCCACCGAUACCGGUAUUUGCUAUCCUUCAGGCAAUGGUCUACAUUUUGGUGUAAUAUUACCAGUCUCUCUGAUUGUAUUGGCCAAUUUAGCCAUAUUCCUUUAUGUUUUCUACAGCAUUUCUCAUACGCUCAGCAUGUCAAUGCAACGUAAUGAAAAACAAAUGGUCAUCAAACAGAUACGUCUUUCUAUUUUAUUGUUCUUCCUACUAGGACUCUCCUGGAUAUUUGGUAUAUUUGCCUUUAUGAAAGCAGGAAUAGUGUUUUCGUAUCUAUUUUGUUUAACAGCCACCAUGCAGGGCUUUGUCUUGUUUAUAUAUUUUGUGAUUAUAGAUGAGAAUGCACGUACCUCGUGGCAGAAAUUGUUGUGUCCCACAUGUGUGAAGAAAUCACGCGAGAAAAAAACUGCUGAACUGCAAUCGAUGACAACUGCAACAACAUCACUUACACAUGACAUGAGUUCUUCCAGAGAUCAUUAGACUUAGAUAGAUGCUUUUCUAUAAUUUUCAUUUAGUAUUUUUAUCCGUUCAAAAACUUUUUUGUACGGGAUUCAUUCAUUAAUUUAGUAUUACGUUUACAUGGUUUCUUUAUGUAUAUUAAUAUUAUUAUUUAUGUAUUUAUUUUAGUGUUAAAAAUUAAAUUUAACUGUAAAAAAAGGA